Messenger RNA from Peronospora belbahrii, 951 nucleotides. Lineage: Eukaryota; Oomycota; Peronosporomycetes; Peronosporales; Peronosporaceae. The record is from the annotation of a GenBank genome assembly.
AUGUUUGCAGGUAUUGAUAUUGGAGGAACAGGUAUUAAGGUAGGAAUUGUAACAUCCAAGGGCUCUAUCAUUGCUCGUGAACAUGAAAACUAUCAUCCGGAUAAGCACGAGCCACAGGACGUUGUAAACCUGGCAGUCACCUUGCUGUAUACAGUUCUUAAAACGACACGUUUAGGAUUAAAAGACUUGGAUGCUGUUGGAGUCGGUUGUCCUGGUGUUCUAAAACCUGGUGGUAUCAUUCAUGCUGCUGCUAGUUUUCCAUCCUGGAAAAAUAUACCGCUUCAACAGUUACUUACCGAUACACUUGAUAAACCGGUUACGGUGUGCAACGAUGCAGAUGCGGCAAUUCUAGCAGAACAAUGGGUCGGUGCAGCAAAGGGUCAAGUCAAGGAUUUUAUCAUGCUUACACUUGGUACAGGUGUUGGAUUCAGUGUUGUCGCAAACGGUCAACUUGUACGAGGUGGUAGUAAUGCUAUUGAAGGAGGCCACAUGAUUGUCGAACGCAAUGGAAGACAAUGUGGUUGCUCGCAACGAGGAUGCCUUGAAGCAUAUAGCUCGGCUGGUGCGCUGAUAUUGCAAGCGAGAGAGCAUUUACGCGCUGGCAAAACAUCAAGGCUGUCAAGCUAUUGUGAAACAGACAUAAAUGCUGAAUUAAUAUUCAAAUACGCUGCUGAGGGUGACGAGCUUUGCAAGCAUGUCAUUGAAGAAGCCGCCGACUACUUGGGUUUUGCCUGCGUUACAUUUUGUCGAAUGCUGGAUCCGGAAAUCAUUGUUUUAUCUGGAGGAAUCGCCGAAGCCGGAGAAGCUUACAUCGAACAAAUCCGUCGUGCUUACGCGAAGCACACCUGGACAACAUUUGCCAACCCUGUUCGCAUUGAAAAGGCGAGUGCAGGAUAUGACUCUGGCAUUAUUGGCGCUGUCGCGGUGUGCAAAACCCAACACAAGGGGUAG